UAUGAACUUGUCCUCUGCCAUUUUAUUGUCUACAGUUGUCAUUUACGUCGCUCACUGAUGCACAGCUACUAAUGCUUCAAAGAUCAUAGAAUAUGCUUUCCAAAUUAAAUAAAUGAAUUCAUGAUUACCCCCAGCGAUCAUAUGCGUUUAACUGAUCAUCAAAAGACACUUGUUCAUGCAUUGGAUGAUCUUCUGCGUGCAUAUCCUUUGAAUAUUCAAUAUAAUGAAAUAUGCACUAUUUCAAGAAGAUUUGAGGAUGACUUAUUGAAAAUACUUAAAGAAAAUCAUGAUACUGUGUAUCGUGCAGACUUUCUUGCAUGGACUUAUUGCCAUUAUAAAGUAACGCAGCAUUUCAAGAAAUGUUUGAAACUGAUUAACAAAAAACAUGUUGUUGAAAGAAAACAUCGAAAGAAGGAAUUGACAAGAUUUCUCAGUUCUUGUACUGCGUUUUAUGAAAACUGUAUAAACGAAAUAAUUAUCGGCUCUUGUGUCUUUCAAUUAAACCCAGUUUUACAAAAUUGGCUUUGGGAACGCACACGGGCUACACUAACUUGCAAAACCCAGAAUUACUUAAGUCCGGCGUCGUUUUCUAAAAGAUAUACGGAAGUGUUAGAACGUAUAUAUCAAUGUUUUAUAUAUUUGGGUGAUAUUGCCAGGUAUUUUUCCAUUCUAUUGAACAGACCCGCUGCUUACGAAAGAGCUUUAAAAUACUAUCACUUCGCACAUAAAACAUUCCCUGGAAUGGGAAUGCACUGCAACCAGAUGGGAGUUGUUUGGGCUUUAAAAGGAUACACUAUCAUAUCUGUUUAUUGGUUCUCAAUUGCUUUAGCAUCAGAGAUACCCCCUAAAGCAGCCUUAGUAAAUUUGUUAGGGCAAUUGGAAACGUUUUAUAAAAGAGCUUACGACAAUGGAUUUUGUUUUGGAUCAGAAACAACAGCUUUACUUUUUGUUUUGAGUGAUCUUUUACUAAAACAAUCUAAAAAUCUAGAUUCCUAUCGCUGCAGCCGUACAACGUUGAAAAGCUUAAUUUCUCAAUUUUUUAACUCUGACAUUUCUAAAUCGCGGAGCUUGAGUGGACACGAGUUAUACUGUCUUUCUUCAUUUAUUUGUAAUUUAAGAAACAGGUCUAUUUUUCGAAGCAACGAGUCUUUACAUAAAGUUUUUAUUCAUUAUAUUGCCUGGCUGAUUACUCAAACUUUAUCUUGCAACAGGAACAUCGUCGAACAUAAAACAUCGUUAUCGAGGGUAAAUAUAUAUUUACCUAGUUUGAAAAUCCUGGUUAUUCACAUUUUAGAACACUUGCCUUCUUGCGAUUACAUAGAUCAACGGCAACUAAAAAAGCUUUCCUUGUCUCUUCUGGAAAUACAGCCUUAUUUUCAUGCAUUCGAUGAUCCUUUGGAUAAGACAAAAUUGAUUUUGCUGGAAGAUUAUAAUGAAUUGGGAUUGCAUCCAUCAUUGGCAAUGACUGCAAAAACAAAUUAUGAGGAUACUUACUUACCUCCAUUCUUAGACGAGAUAAAACAAAGCAAAUUUCAUCCACUUUUGGAUGCUAAAAUUCGUUUACAACAGGUUCUAGAAAUGUUGAAGCUAAUUUUAUGAUAUCUUAUAACAAA
Schizosaccharomyces octosporus yFS286 is the source of this 1613-nucleotide messenger RNA. RefSeq names its product telomerase regulator Est1. Gene Ontology annotation, cellular component: telomerase holoenzyme complex. NCBI's taxonomy places the organism in Eukaryota, Fungi, Ascomycota, Schizosaccharomycetes, Schizosaccharomycetales, Schizosaccharomycetaceae. The coding region runs from base 121 to 1599 and encodes 492 amino acids. Gene Ontology annotation, biological process: nuclear-transcribed mRNA catabolic process, nonsense-mediated decay. Gene Ontology annotation, molecular function: protein binding; telomeric repeat DNA binding; telomerase RNA binding. The record is from RefSeq and is a predicted model, not a curated record. The transcript is spliced from 2 exons.